This is a messenger RNA of Perkinsus marinus ATCC 50983, 1335 nucleotides long. RefSeq lists its product as hypothetical. The record is from RefSeq and is a predicted model, not a curated record. Lineage: Eukaryota; Perkinsozoa; Perkinsida; Perkinsidae. The transcript is spliced from 7 exons. The coding region runs from base 1 to 1335 and encodes 444 amino acids.
AUGCCGCCUAGACAUCUGCACUUGGCCAUGGAGGCAGCUGAUGGGACGGCUAGAGGGAAUGCUUCUCUGUUGGAGGCUCUUCUUGAGGACGUAGAAGUCCUCAGCUGUAGUAGCGGCACUGUGUCACCCAAGGCACCCUCCCCUAGAGCCGCCUGGGAAGAUGAAGAGGACGAUGACGUUGUCGAACCACUAGUAUCAGCACUACGGGAGACGGUCCCACUGGAAGUUGAAGAACUGUCGGGUCUGUGGGCGGCUUGGGAGGAGGCUGCUCGGGACGGUGUUGAGGCGUGGAGGGCGAGGAGGGAUGCCUCGGCCCUGCACUGGGCUGAGGUCAAGCAUGCCCUUCGAGAGGCAUGGCAGAAUGAGCCUCUCCUCUCUCCUGAGGGCUCGGAUGGUGAGGAUCCUCUAGUGCGGCCCUCGAGUGGAGAUGCUGUGGACCUGGAGGCUACCAGCGACGUGGAAGGAGUAGUUGAAGGGCUGUCGGAUGGCAUCGGGCAGCCCUGCAACUAUCCGACGAACGGUACACCUGAGUGGGCUGAAUUUAGAGGUAGGAUAGAUGAGGUACUGAGGAUGGCCCUUGAGGAGAAGGAGGAGGAGGUGUUGGAGAAGAGAGAGGAGGCCCUCUUUGAGAGCGGUGCCAUGGCCUUUUCUAUUAUGGAGUCUGUAGGGCACUGCAUUUCAGAAUGCUCGCUACCUCCUAGCCCUCUGCCGGCCCUGUCCGAAUCCUAUCAGAAGGGAAAGGCGACUGACCUUGAUGAUACCACUCCUCGAGCAGAUCAGCAUAUGACCAUUGCUUGGAGUGACCAUGCGCCCCCACCUAAACGAGAGGAGGUCCUUACCUCGUCACUUGGAAAGGUAGCUGUCCGCAUCUACCUCCAACAGGUUCAGUCUGAUACCAAAGCCCGAUAUCGAGAGCUCUGUUGUAUGGUCCGAGAGGACGCCUUGGUGGCUGCCCAAGCCUCAGUCACCGAGCAUGAACGUGGAAGGGUGGCCAGUGAGGACGCCUGUGCCCAGAGACAACGCCAAUGGGAGCUCUACCAGAGGAGACUAGAGGCUCGUCAGAAAGAGCUAGCCUGGGAACGUAGGGCCAUGGGAUGGGCCGACCAGGCCUGUAGGGCAUGGGCCCAACGGCAACGCCAAGAGAGGUCUCUGAUGAGCUUAGCAGACGAUCACUCUGCUGCCCAGAGGAUGGAGGAGCGACGGGAGAUGGAGGGUCGGAGGAUGCUCCGGGCCAUGCACGACUCGAGGGCCUAUAGGAUCUACACCAAGGCCCUCUGGCGGAACCGCGAGGCUAUGGUGGUCGAGGAUUUGAUCAGUGGAGAGGCUAGGGAGUAG